Messenger RNA from Chaetomium fimeti, 854 nucleotides. RefSeq lists its product as uncharacterized. Bases 1 to 672 code for a protein of 223 amino acids. Lineage: Eukaryota; Fungi; Ascomycota; Sordariomycetes; Sordariales; Chaetomiaceae. The transcript is spliced from 2 exons. The record is from RefSeq and is a predicted model, not a curated record.
AUGGCGGACCGCUUCAUCCCCGUUGUUGACACACGCGAGAACGACGAAGGUGGCAGCGACUGCACGGAGGACACGGUGCCUAAUUGCUACACCCCGACUUCCGAGAGCCUUGACAAUCCGGGUUUGGACCCAGCCACAACGCCUAUGCCACCACAAACCACCGACGAACCCAAAGGAAGCAAAAAGGCUUCGGCGGCGAAACCCGGCCCAGGAUUCAUCGAGAUGAGAAUGACGCCUGCAGAAUGGACAGACAAGCCCUGGGUAGCCUUUCUUGUGAUCGGGUGCGAAGAUGUCCCGCGUUUGAUGCGUGAGGGCUUUUUCUGGUCGACCGAAAAUGUGGUGCCCGAGGAAGGUUACAUAUCCGACAAUAUUAGAAAGGAGUGCGAAGGCCUGGGGUGCCGUCAUAAACGGACGUGGAUUAUCGCUGAUAAAGCCAACGACAAGGCUCCUCAAUGGAAAGGGAGACUUGAAGUCACGAGCCCUCUCCUAGCGACUCUCGCGGCCUUCCGGGUCAAGGAUCUGUCGAGGAAGAACGUCUAUGCUUCCUACGCCUGGAAUUGGGCCGGAAAGCUGAUAUACAACUAUGACUACCGCUACCCCAAGCACAACUUUAACUGUAUCUAUGAUGACGAGCCGCUGAAGGUAGCCCGGAGGAAGACCAACGCUGAGUGAAACCUUUGGUGGUUGGCAAGAAAUCAUGUGCUUUAGUAUUAGGAUAAUAUAGGUACCUUAGGUGUGGUAGUGAGCGGUAUCUCCCAGUGCCAAUACGAGACGGGAUAUCGUACAUGUACCUACUUCUUGCCGAAAGUUUGGGGGCCAGAUGCAGUCUUUCGAAUUCGUGCUUUUAUUGUUAA